CUUGGCGAUCGUGGAGCAUGUCGGUUAGGGAGGCAGCAGCGGCCACGGAGGCGGCGACAGCGGUGGCUAGCGUGCCGGCGGCAGCAGGCAGCGUGAGGCAGCAGCUCUCGGGAGAGGUGGAGGGGCUGGAAGGGGAGGCGGCGGGACCAGCACGCGCAAGCGCCGCUGCUGCUGUGCCGACCAUUGCGAUUGCAGCACCUGCACAUGGAGGGACGUUGGAGCCUGUCGUACAACCGGCAACGUCACCAGGGGUUGCAGAUGAAGAGCAGGAGGAGCAGGCAAGCGCAGGAAGCCAGCUUCCGGGCGGCCGGUCUACGCAUGUAGCCCUGUUGAAACGCCCUCCGCGAUCCGCGCGUCCUCUUCAGCCGCUUCCGUCGCCAGGGUCAGCAACGGCAUGGGACGCACCGCAGCAGCCUACGCCAGCGCCUCACCACCUGCAGGAUCAGCAACCCGUGGCUGCAUUACCCUGCGGACAGCACCCGCAGCAGCACCAUCCGGGGCAGCAGCAUCCCCAGCAUGCGCAGCAGCCACUUGCUUUGCCCCGUGAAGCUUUCACUUCACAACAACCGUCAUUUGGCAGUAGUGGCAGCCACGACGCUAGCGGCAGUAGCACUCCAUGGCGCACACAGCUGAGCCAAUCGCAGCUUCUGCUCAUGUAUGGGGUGCCGGGCGCAGCUCCAGAAGAGCAGCAGAAUCCGCAGCGGGAGAGGCGGCGGGGGAGACAUCGGCAGCAGCGGCAGCAAUGCCGCGAUGCCACCAGCCAGGGGGGCAGUUGCUGGGGUUCUGAUGCCGGGGAGGAGUCCAGCAAUGCGGAGAGGGGCUUUGAGGAGGUUGACGGAGUACCAAAGCCGAACAGCGGCUGGACUCCGGAGCGGCGACAAGAACAGCGGGGGCAGUGGCAGCGGGAGCAGCAGGGGCAGUGGCAGCAGGAGCAGCAGGGGCAGUGGCAGCGGGAGCAGCAGGGGCAGUGGCAGCAGGAGCAGCAGGGGCAGUGGCAGCAGGAGCAGCAGGGGCAGUGGCAGCAGGAGCAGCAGGGGCAGUGGCAGCAGGAGCAGCAGGGGCAGUGGCAGCGGGAGCAGCAGGGGCAGUGGCAGCAGGAGCAGCAGGGGCAGUGGCAGCGGGAGCAGCAGGGGCAGUGGCAGCAGGAGCAGCAGGGGCAGUGGCAGCAGGAGCAGCAGGGGCAGUGGCAGCAGGAGCAGCAGGGGCAGUGGCAGCAGGAGCGGUGGCAGCAGGAACAGCAGUGGCAGUGGCAACAAGAACAGCAGUGGCAGUCGCAGCAGGGACAGCUAUGGCAGCAGCAAGGGGGUCAUCCGCCUCGGCCCCCUGCACGCCUAGGCCCCUACCCGCAGCAAGCACCACUGCCGCCACCGCCGCCAGUAGCACAGCAACCGCCGCAGCAGGGCUCUCCUCCCUGCCACCUGCAGCAGCAGCAGCAGCGGUGGGCGUCGACGGUUCUUGGAACCUACCCGCGGCAGCCACCACUGCCGCCGGCAGCCCUACCGCCCGCGCUUCUACAGUCACUGCCGGAACGUGCUCAACACCUUGACCAAUACCAAUACUCUCAGCAGCAGCAGCAGCAGCUGCUGCGGCGCUUGCACGCUCACCCGGAUCACCCGCAGCAGCAACUGCAACAUCAGCACUUGCAGCCCCAGCUACCACCACCGGGGUUUGGAUCCCAGCCCUCUUUCUCCCCAAUCCAAAACCCUCAACAUCCCCCUCCACGGGCACAACAGCAGCAGCCGUGGAUGCAGCAGCAGCCGUGGAUGCAUCAGCAGCCACAACAGCGGCUGCUGCAACGGCUGCAACCACACUCGCAACCACAGCAGCAGCGGGAUCCACGGCGCCAGCAGCACCGAAGGCAGCAGGGUCCACAGCAGCCGCCCCCGCAGCAGGACCCCGAGGCUCAACGCUUGGAUCAGUUGGGCCGCCUGGUGUUGCAGCGCUGGCAGCAGCUGUGUGAGGGGCUGGCCCGGAAGCAGCAACCCACCCCCCUGGAGCUGGCGGUGUUGUGCGGUGCAUGUGUGCGACUGGGCUGGCAGCCGCCGCUGGCACUGGUGCGGCGCUGGACGAGACGGGCGCUGGCGAGGGGACGCGCCGCGCAGUGGAGCGCGAUGGGUCUCACCAGUCUGCUCCGCCUGGCCUCCCGCUACCCCGAGCUGCGCCUGUCCCGGAUGCCGAUGCUGGCAGGGAGGGCGAUAGGCAGGGCGGCAGCUGCAGGACAACCAUCACCACCCCACCAUCCACCACCCAGGCUGCGUGCCGUACACUCCGCUCGCACGCUGCUUGCCCUGGCCGGGGCGCGACUUAGGUUGCGGGUGCGGAGCCGGCCGAGCGGCCACCAAGCCAGCAGUUCCGGCAGCAGUUCUGUGUCCGUUCCUCUCUCGCAGCAGGAGCAACAGCAAGAACAGCAGCAGCUAGGACCGCAGCAGCUGCCCGUGGGUUGGCGCAGCUGUGCUGCUGCGGCAGUUUCCUCGUCUGAGGACUAUACUAGCAGCAGCACGGGUACGGCAACAUGUGGCGAUUUUGCUAACACCGAUAGCAGCAGCAGUAGCGACGGCAGCGCAACCAUGACUGCGACUACCUUUGCCGCUGAUUCCAACGCUGUCGUACUCGGCGCCUGGAUGACCCUCAUGCGCUCCUUACCCAGCUGUACGACAGAUCCGGUGGCUGCCACUGCGGGCUUCGUACAUGGUACGACAGAGGACCUGAUCGUGGCGGUGAAGGCGGCGGCACAGCUUCGUGUGCGACCCCGCGCCUGGCAGCUGCCACGCAUCCAUGCGGCGUUGCUGCAACUGCCGCCGUACGACAACAACCCAACUACCGGUCCGGCCACCGUAACCGCCGUGCCCAGCGCUUCUUCCAUGACCGCCUGCACUGCUGCCUUACCGGCCCACCCACCGCCCCCCCUGCCGGGUGUUCCCGACUCCAAGCUGCUGCCGCUCCUGAUCCCC
Astrephomene gubernaculifera is the source of this 2951-nucleotide messenger RNA. The record is from the annotation of a GenBank genome assembly. Lineage: Eukaryota; Viridiplantae; Chlorophyta; Chlorophyceae; Chlamydomonadales; Astrephomenaceae.